Messenger RNA from Paralichthys olivaceus (Japanese flounder), 2836 nucleotides. It is a transcript of the gene znf384b, whose product is annotated as zinc finger protein 384 b. NCBI's taxonomy places the organism in Eukaryota, Metazoa, Chordata, Actinopteri, Pleuronectiformes, Paralichthyidae. The record is from RefSeq and is a predicted model, not a curated record. Gene Ontology annotation, molecular function: DNA-binding transcription factor activity, RNA polymerase II-specific; RNA polymerase II cis-regulatory region sequence-specific DNA binding. Gene Ontology annotation, biological process: regulation of transcription by RNA polymerase II. Gene Ontology annotation, cellular component: nucleus.
CAGAGCCUCCUUUUGUCUGACGACCUUAUCCGGAGGAAGUGAAGCUCAGACGAGGCCGCUGACCGGAGGAGAAAAAAAAAACCAAGAGGGGGUAAAAAAAUAAAAAAAACUUGAUCGGUUUGCAGGAAUUUGGAGACGUAAGGAAACCGUGUCCAGAGCGUCCCGGCGCACAGGAGUUCCGGGCGGGGAGACGGACUCAUCGGUUCCGAAAUGAUGGAAGAUUCUCAUUUUAAUUCGUCAUAUUUCUGGUCCCCCAUCCCCACUGUGCCAGGACAGAUUGAGAAUGCCAUGUUCCUGAACAAGGUGAAGGAGCAGCAGGAAAAGAAUGCUUCCUUCCCUCCUUCAUCGACAUCCCACUAUCAGACAGCUCUUCUCACCAUCCCCACUUCUGGGGCCAAGACAGAUGGAGGAGGGCAGGCUGGUAGUGGGGCACACCUCCACCCUCCUCACAGCACCCAGAACAUCACAGUGCUGCCUGUCCCCUCCACGGGCAUCAUGACAGCAGCGGGUCUAGUCAUCACAACUCCUCAGGGAACGCUAGUCUCUCCCACCUCAUCUCAGUCGUUUGUCUCCGGUCAUCCAGCAACAACCAUGAUCGUGUCAGCACUCCAUUCGACAGACAAAAAAGAAGCGGAUGGAAUGUCCCACGUGGUCGUGAUGCCAGCGCCCUCGAAACGAGGCAGAAAGAAGAAGGUGACGACACUGUCCAGGGUCGGUCCUGGAAAUGAAACACUUGUACUGGCACAUCUCACAGCUGGUGGCCAGGUGGCAUCUUUGCAGCAUCACAGUGGAGACCCAUAUGACCUAAAUGAAGACGAAUACCACGGCCAGAAAGACAGCGCUAAGACGUACAGGUGCCGGAUGUGUGCGGCGACCUUCUUCAGUAAGUCUGAUAUGCAGAUCCACUCCAAGUCGCACACAGAGGCCAAACCUCACAAGUGUCCUCACUGCGCCAAGUCAUUCGCCAACUCCAGCUACCUGGCCCAGCACAUCCGCAUCCACAGCGGGGCCAAGCCUUACACCUGCUCCUACUGCCAGAAAUCUUUCAGGCAGCUCAGUCAUUUACAGCAGCACACACGGAAUCACACAGAGUCAAAGCCUCACAAGUGUCACCAUUGUACCAAGUCUUUUGCCAACUCUAGCUACCUGGCCCAACAUGUCCGUAUCCACACUGGAGUGAAACCCUACACCUGCUCCUUCUGUCAAAAGUGCUUCAGACAGCUCAGUCACCUUCAGCAACACAACAGGAUUCACACUGGAGAUCGACCGUACAAGUGCACUCAACCAGGCUGUGAGAAGUCCUUCACGCAACUCUCAAAUUUACAGUCUCACCGGCGUCAGCACAACAAAGACAAGCCCUACAAGUGCACCAACUGCAAUAAAGGAUACGUAGAUGCAGCGAGCCUGGAGGUGCACAUGUCCACACACACUGUCAAACACGCCCGGAUCUACUCCUGUGGUCUCUGCAACCGCACUUAUACCUCAGAGACGUAUCUGGUGAAACACAUGGAGAAACACAACCCAGACCAGUUGACUGCAUCAGCAGUCGUGGCAGCGCAGUCGGCACAACAGAACCAGAACCAGGGCCAGGCUGGAGCUCAGAACCGAGUAGAGAGCGCAGAUGGGGGAUCGAGCCGCUCUGGGGGAGCUGGAAAUGGAAGAGCGGGUGGAGGCCAGCAGGGACAGAGCCAGAGUAACUACCCUCAGACAGAAAACAUACCCUGUCCGUUUGACCUUCACCAGUAUAAGACAGUGUCUGCCAGUGACAUCCAGUACAAACCAGUCAGCGUGGCUGACCUUACUUCUCACAAGGACCUCUGUCUCACUGUGUCAGCAUCCACCAUUCAAGUAGAGCACCUCAACUCUUAGAGGUGAUGAAACGAGGGAGUGUGGGGGAUUUGGAAAUUAGAAAUAAUUCAAAAAUGCAAGAAAUGGAGGAUGGCGAGUCAAAGGAUAAAAGCAAUACUAAGGUGAAACAAGAACUUUGGAUCAUGUGACUGUGCCUGAACGAUGGUUUGAGGCAGACAGGACAAAUUAUAGUGGUGACACAGAAUACUGAAGGCUAUAAUUUUGAUUUAUUUUUUUAGUUUGUCUCUUAUUUUCUUUCUGCCUUGUUUGAUUUGUUUUCCUUUUGCUUAGCUGUCCUGUCUUAGUAUAAAAUGCAUGUAAAAGCUGCAAUAAAGUAUGAUUCAGUCCAUCACAGUGAUGGUUUUACAAUAGGAAGGGAGUCAAAGAAACAGUACUUCUGUUGUUUUAUCACCUCCUGCUCUUCCCUACAAACACAGCUUUGGCCAUAGCAAUUUAUGGUCUCUCUGUUAAUGAAACUGGCAGUUAACUGUGAAGGUAAAUUUUUAUACUUUCAUACAGUCAUUACAGUUUUUACUCGUGUCGUUACUGUUAUUUUGUUAUGUAAUAUACGGAUCCAAUUCAUUCUUUUUGACCUGAAAAGGGAUGUAGAGGUUAUUUCUUUUUAAGGAAGGAAAAAUAUCAAUCAAGUGUGUGAAUAUAUAUAUAUAUAUAUAUAUAUUUAUAUAUAUAUAUACACACACACUACCAGUUUAUAAAUAAUGAUAGUGUUUAAAUCCAUGGAACCUAUUCAGACCCAUUGACAGGCCUUCACAUGACAUUCAGGGGAGUAAUGUGCCAGUUCACGUUUCAUGUUAAUCUAUUGUACUGCUUUGUGUGUAUGUCCUAAAAGUUAUGUUACAAACGUGUACCUGCUAUUAUACUACCACAAUAACAUUUAUAAUACUUCUUUAUAGACAUACUGACACAUCUGACGUUUAUGGGGAUUUUCUGCUUUUAAUACAAUAAACCCUCUGAAAUUUUCUCAUCA